AUGCGUGCAAGUCUCAUUGAUAUUCAUCGAAAUGCAACAUGGUCAAAGAAUGGUAUCACUGUUGCUGGAGGAAAUGGACAAGGCAGUAAAACCAAUCAACUCUCUCUCCCAUGGGGUUUGUACGUCGACGAUGAACAAACGAUUUAUGUCGUUGAUUGCUGGAAUAACCGUAUUGUGGAAUGGAAAUCUGGUGCAACGAAUGGAAAAGUAGUUGCUGGUGGAAAUGGACAUGGGAAUGGUGCUCAUCAAUUAAAUAGCCCAGGAGAUGUGAUUAUCGACAAAAAGAGCGAUAGUCUCAUCAUCAGCGAUGAACGGAAUAGAAGAGUAGUUGGAUGGUCUCGUCGAAAUGGUACUCGUAGAGAAACAAUUAUUUCAAAUAUCGAUUGCAUCGGUUUGACAAUGGACGAGAAUGGAUUUCUCUAUGUCGUUGACAAUGAAAAACAUGAAGUGAGACGAUAUAAAAUUGGUGAUACUAAAGGAACAGUGGUUGCAGGUGGCAAUGGAAAAGGAAAUCGUCUCGAUCAACUCUCUGAUCCCACCUACGUAUUUGUCGAUCUAGAUCAUUCAGUUUAUGUGUCUGAUAAUGAAAAUCAUCGUGUGAUGAAAUGGGAAGAAGGUGCAACACAAGGCAUUAUCGUCGCCGGUGGCCAUGGAGAAGGAAAUAGUCUUACACAAUUGAAUGAGCCUGAAGGAGUCGUUGUCGAUCAAUUGGGUACUGUCUAUGUGGCUGAUUGUUGGAAUCAUCGAAUCAUGCGUUGGCCAAAAGGAGCCACACAAGGAAGUGUCAUUAUUAGUGGAAACGGUGAAGGAUCACAGUCUAAUCAAGUCCCUUAUCCCACAGGUUUAUCAUUCGAUCGACAUGGUAAUCUCUAUGUCGUCGAUUGCGAAAAUCAGCGAGUACAAAAAUUUAAUAUCGAAUAA
Rotaria sp. Silwood1 is the source of this 921-nucleotide messenger RNA. NCBI's taxonomy places the organism in Eukaryota, Metazoa, Rotifera, Eurotatoria, Philodinida, Philodinidae. The record is from the annotation of a GenBank genome assembly.